This is a messenger RNA of Malus domestica (apple), 494 nucleotides long. RefSeq lists its product as uncharacterized. The record is from RefSeq and is a predicted model, not a curated record. NCBI's taxonomy places the organism in Eukaryota, Viridiplantae, Streptophyta, Magnoliopsida, Rosales, Rosaceae.
CUUAAAAAUCCUACCUGCGCGGAGUGUGGAUGGAUAUGCCGCCAAUGUUCCCAAGCAAAGCAUCAAAAACUCCAAGCAGCGACAAAGUCCAAGGGGGAGCGAUGGGUCUGCUCUCGUGGUGGAAAGGGAAUGAGUCUACACCCCUAACCAAGACCAGCCCGGAUCCGAAACCGGCCGAACCUGCUCCCGGCAUGAACGGCGCCGUUGAGGUGCCUCGACCCCCCGCCGCCGCCAACAUCACCGUCUUCGAGUUCGGAUCAGUCGCGGCUUCAGCCGAUAAGGUCACUCUCGCCGGGUACUGUCCGGUCUCCGAAGACCUGGAGCCCUGCCGCUGGGAGAUCCUCCCCGCUAGUGGCUCCGACGCGCCCCAGUUUCGAGUGGUCUUCUAAGCACUCACCCCUGUGUCUGUGUGUGUGUGAGCAGUUAAUCAUUGUAUGUUCAGACUCAGUAGUGUAAUUUCCAGCUAUGAAUGAUAUGAUGAGAAUUUCAGUUGA